Molecule: messenger RNA, 1312 nt
Organism: Thunnus maccoyii (southern bluefin tuna)
Lineage: Eukaryota; Metazoa; Chordata; Actinopteri; Scombriformes; Scombridae
Product: GTPase IMAP family member 4-like
Exons: 2
Coding region: 209-1249 (346 amino acids)
Molecular function (GO): GTP binding
Source: RefSeq, a predicted model, not a curated record
GAAAUAGCAAUGUUAAAGUAGGCGAUAAGAAUACAAAAAUCUGCUUUGUAAACAUACAUAUUCAGCACAAAGCCAUGUCACUGUGAUGUCUUAAAUGCAGAUAUUUGUGGGUGUGGUUUGGUGCUUUGUAACCAUCAUAUAAGGAGUAGUAGCAGCAGAAAGACUCACAUCUUCACUUCAAAGGCACUCUGCACUCUAUAACCCAAACAUGGACAGCAAACACACCACCUUUGGACCCAUCAGAAGAAAUGACACAGAGCUGAGGAUAGUGAUGUUGGGGAAGACUGGCAUUGGGAAGAGUGCCACUGGAAACACCAUCCUGGGACGACGGUGCUUUGAAUCAAAGUUCAGUGCUAAGUCUAUGACUGUAUACUGUUCUAAGGGUGAAGCUGUGGUGCAUGGACAACAGGUUGCUGUUAUCGACACCCCGGGCCUGUUUGACACCAGGUUCGGCAUGGAUGAAACCACUAAAGAUAUGAGCAAGUGCAUCUCUUUUGCUGCUCCUGGACCCCAUGUCUUCCUGGUGGUCAUCAGGCUGGGAAGAUUCACAGAUGAGGAAAAGCAGACGGUGCAGAGGAUUCAAGAAAUCUUUGGCCAGGCUGCAGACAGAUACAGCAUGGUGCUCUUUACUCAUGGUGAUCUUCUUGAAGAUACCACUAUUGAGGAAUUCUUGGAUGAAAGUCCAGACCUGCAGGAACUCGUAGCCAGAUGUAACAACCAGUACCAUGUCUUCAAUAAUAAACUGAAGGAUGGUGCUCAGGUCAUUGAGCUGCUCCAGAAGAUCAGAAAUAUAUCCCAGAAGAACGGAGGAAGCCACUACACCAAUGAGAUGUUCCAAGAGGCCGAGAGAGCAAUCGAGGAGGAGAAACAACGCAUCCUCAAAGAGAAAGAAGAAAAACUACGCAGAGAGCAAGAAGAAGUGGAGAGGAAACUACAGGAAAAAUAUGAAAAAGAGAUGAAGAAAAUUAAUGACCAACUCCAGGCUGACAGAGAGAGGGAGAAGAAAGAGAGAGAGGAGGAGAGGAAGAGGGAGAAGGAGGAGAUGAGUGAGGAGAGGAAGAGGGAGAGGGAGGAGAGAGAGGCUGAGAGAAAGAGAGAGAGAGAGGAGAAAGAAAGGGAGAUGGAUAGACUAAAGGAACAUCAUGAAAGACAAGUUAAAGAGGAAAGAGAAAGAUUGAGGGAAAGCUAUGAAAGGUCAGCUAGACGUCAAGCUGAAACAAGUAAUCCAUUUUCUUGCAUAAUCCUUUAAUCAGUUCAGUGGAAUCAUCUUGUUCAUUGUUCAUUAACUCAGCGGAGUCAGAGAAGUUGUGAA